This is a messenger RNA of Brassica napus (rape), 1643 nucleotides long. RefSeq lists its product as uncharacterized. The transcript has 2 exons. NCBI's taxonomy places the organism in Eukaryota, Viridiplantae, Streptophyta, Magnoliopsida, Brassicales, Brassicaceae. The record is from RefSeq and is a predicted model, not a curated record. The coding region runs from base 526 to 1527 and encodes 333 amino acids.
UCGAUUUUGUUUUUUUGGCGGGAAAACUCGAUUUCGAAGUUUUGACGAAAAACUCGAUUUUGCGUUUUUGGAAGGAAAACUCGAUUUUGUUGUUUUAGUUACUCGAUUUUGCGGUUUCGACGGAAAAUUUCGUUGUUCAGUUUUUGGUGAGAAAACUCGACUUUAAAUUUUUUUUGAUGAAAAACAUUAUUAAAUAUUGUAUAAUAGUUGUAUGAAUCAAAAUAAAAGGGUUAGAAUUUAAACCCUGAUCCUAUUAGGGCCAACCCUAUUUAAACCAUGUUAAAAAAAUGAGGGUUAAGGUUACAAAUGGGUUUGCAGUUAGGUUGAGCCCAUAUUAACAUCCCUACCCACGGGGAAGUACGAUUGCGUCGUGGAGAGAGUUAGAUUUGGUAUGAUCUUUCCAGUACAAUCUUAGGGUUGCGGAUAGAUAUAGGGUCUCCAGCUAUUUUCUUUUCCUUCCACUCGUUGUGCUACAGCAAUUUGCAAGGUACACUAUGAAAUUUGGAGGAAAUCUGGAAAAUAUCUAUGUGUAGCAGAGAAUGGCGGGAUUUAGAGGUUAACAAAAACAGUGUAUGGUUUCGGAUUCUCUAUUUAAUGGAGUCCUCCACAUCGAUAAAUGGCAACUUGUUUUAUAGAGAGAGAACGGAGACUGUUAAAGCGAGAGUGUGGCAUAAAGUAAUCUCCUUUUACAGUAGUCGUUAUCCUUCCAAUUUAGAUAAGUCGUUCGUAAUGGGCCAGUUAGUUAAACUGGUUGUUGGUGUGUGGGAACAAGUUGGAAUUCGUGGUUGGCUGUUCCUGGAAGAUCCGACGGAGCGAAGAUACGACGUCAUGGUUCACGAGAACCAGACUUACGCAUCUCUGAUGGAUCUUGUGCGAACACGAUACAGUGUAGGAACAGACACCGCAGUCUGCCUGACUUUUGAGUUUCCGGAGUGGAUGAGGAUUCCCGCAGAUGUGGCCUGGCCACCGGUGGAUGUCAGGGGGGAUGGAGAUGUGGAUCUAUUCAUGUCCAUGAGACUUGAAAUCCAAGAUUUGAAGCUAAUGGUGACAAUAGGCAACAAUGUAGUUGCUUGUUAUCUUUUCCAGAGGAGGGAUAACUAUACAAUUAUCGGGAGUUCAAGUGGAAACUUAGCUGUUAAUGUGAACCUCUUUCGUGGUAUCUCUGAUGUUAGUCGUCUACCACUGAGGGGUGCGAAUGAUAAUCCUGGUGGUUUAACGGAUGGUGCUGCUUAUUGGGAAAAUAUUCUUGGGCAGGGGGAAGUGACAACUGGUCAGCAGUUCCUCCUAGGCGUGUGCACAGAUGAUGAUGAUACCACAGAACUGAGAAACCCACGGCUAACCCAAGGGAAAUCUCCAUUUGCUGAUGCGCUGGAGACAAGCGAGGGAACAGAAUCAUCAACAGACUCCUCAGCUGCCCCACUGAAUGCAUUCCCCCAGAUCGCUGGUUCUGGAGUGAUAAGAUUGAAGGAGGGCAUUCAUCAGCCUGUUGCGAAUCCGAGUUUGGCCCUGAUAAUAGGUAUGUUAUAAGGAAAACAAUAGCUACUACGUCUAUAUGUUAGCAGUUGUGUUAUAUAGGUUAACCCGUAUGUUAUUAAAAUUUCUGCUACCUUGUCAAUUGGAACGCAAAAAAGCCCUCCGUCUAU